This is a messenger RNA of Manihot esculenta (cassava), 1386 nucleotides long. RefSeq lists its product as uncharacterized. The transcript is spliced from 5 exons. The record is from RefSeq and is a predicted model, not a curated record. The coding region runs from base 1 to 1386 and encodes 461 amino acids. NCBI's taxonomy places the organism in Eukaryota, Viridiplantae, Streptophyta, Magnoliopsida, Malpighiales, Euphorbiaceae.
AUGGCCAGGGGUAGAGGUAAAGAAGAUGCACGUAAUGCUGAUCGUGGUGUUUUGACGGGUACAGGUAGAGGCCGAGGCCGAGGUGAUCCAGAAAUUGUUCGUGGUCGAGGCACUAUAGCCACUGCACCUUCUUCAGCUGACUUUAGAGCCCCUGCACUAACUCCAACAACCCCUGUAUCAUACUCAGCCCCUACAGCCCCUCCACUUGCUCCAGUUGCCCCCACUGCACCAAAUUCUUCAGGUUCUGUUCCUGGAUCGAGUGGUAGUCGAUCUGCAUCGGGCAUGGGAGAUCACUCGUAUACGUCCUCAUUAUAUGCUACUAGGACCUACUGUUAUGUGAAUGCAAGCGGAAAUCUUAUGCCUUCUGAGAAGACAUCUGCUGCCUGCACAAAGAUUUUUCAAAAGUACAAUGUCGAGGAAGGUUCUUCCUGGAAGAAUAUCCAACAAUCCACAAAAGAUUUUUAUUUCAGAGAGUUUGAGAAAGAAUUUCACUGGGAUGAGGGAAGUGCUGCAAUAGUGAGGAAGGCAUGGAAUAAAAAAGCAGCUACCCGAUACAAAGACUUUCUGACAAAUGAAAAGAAGAAAAAAAAGAGGAGUGCUUAUAUAUCAACUGAAGUUUGGGAUAAAUGGAAUUUAGAUUGGAGUACUCCAGAGUAUGUAGCAAAGUCAAUGAAGUACUCAAAGAACCGCCUAACAGAGAAGGGAGGUGAAGGAGCUGGUCCUUCUACACAUACAGGUGGGUCCAUAACACAUGAGGAGCAUGCUAGACGCAUACAAAAUGCUAACACAGACAAAGUUCCUCCAACAGCAGCUGAGUUGUUUCUCCACACCCAUACAAAAAAGAGUGAUCGCAACAAAUUUGUUGACAAACGAGCUGAAAUUAUUUAUGUGAUUCUAAGUUGUGUGAUUCAUUUUUCUAUUAUCAUAUCUUGCAAGUAUUGUAAAUGUGAUAUCUUGCAGGAAAAUUAUUUGAAGCUAAAAGAACAACAUUCAAGCCAGAAUGUGGGAUCAGAUCAUGUGGAAGGAGAUGAAGGAACUAUUAAUGAGGAUCAAUUAUUCAUUACUGCAGCAGGAGGAUGGCAAGGAAGUCGAGUUUAUGGUUUAGGUAGUGCUGCCUCUUCUGCCUUCUCUAAAACAGGAACUGUGGGAAAAACAACAGAUGUUCCAUCAUCCCAAUCACCAGAAUGGAAGAAGGAAAUGGAAGCAAAGUUUGAAGAGAAGUAUAAUAGUUUGCAGAAACUUGUAGAAGACCAAAAUCAGAUAAUAGCUCAAAUGCGUGAUGAACUACAGGCAACGAGGAUGGGACAGCAGUCUUCCUCAUUGAUGCCAUCAACAUCUGAUAUGCCUCCAGCUCAAAGAUUCCCUGGUGAUUCACAUAUAGAUUAG